GUAGGGUCCGGCGCUAACUCCAGGCAAGCGGGACUGGCUUGGGAAAGCUUUCUGGUAGCGGGGAGAAACGGGGAGAGUUUUGUUCCGGUAAAAAUAGGUAGUGGACAGGCCGCCUGGGUCUUCUGAUACUUAGCGACAGGGCCCUUUCCUGGCCGUGCUACGAGUCUUCUCUUCCAGAGGCCUUUCAGGAGCGCUCCGCGGCGGGAGAGGUUUCCGGCUUCCGCCGGGCCCUGCUCACGGGUGCCCGCUGCCAUGGCGACGCUGCUGCGAGCUGCCCUGCGCCCUCUCCGCCCGCCCCUCGGCCGCCGGGGGCCGGCUGCAGACGUGCCGCUCCGAGGCGCGCGCCAUGGCGCGGGCCUGCUCUACCCGGAGCACAUCCCCACCUCCCCCCUGCAGAAGAUGCUGCUGGCCGCGGGCUCCGCCGGAAUGGCCCUCUACAACCCGUACCGCCACGACAUGGUCGCAGUUCUAGGGGAGACCACAGGACUCCUUGCCCUGAAGGUGCUCAGGGACCAGAUGAAGAGGGAUCCAGAGGGUGCCCAGAUCCUACAGGAGCGUCCGCGGAUCUUAUUGUCCACCCUUGACCUGGACAAGCUCCGUAGUCUGCCUGAGGGCUCCCUUGGCCAAGAGUAUCUCCGUUUCCUGGAUGUGAAUAGGGUCUCCCCAGACACCCGAGCACCCACCCGGUUCGUGGACGAUGAGGAGCUUGCAUACGUGAUACAGCGGUACCGGGAGGUACACGACGUGCUCCACACCCUGCUGGGGAUGCCCACCAACAUGCUGGGGGAGAUCGUGGUGAAGUGGUUUGAGGCUGUCCAGACCGGCCUACCCAUGUGCCUCCUGGGUGCUCUCUUUGGACCAAUCCGACUCCGCGCCCAGAGCCUGCAGGUGCUGGUUUCGGAGCUGAUCCCGUGGGCAGUUCAGAGUGGGCGCAGAGCCCCAUGUACCCUCAAUCUGUACUACGAGCAGCGCUGGGAGCAGCCCCUGAGGGCUCUGCGGGAGGAGCUGGGCAUCACAGAGCCCCCCGUGCUCAUCAGAGCCCUGGCCUAGGCCCUGAGCUGCUGCCUACCCUCGACCCCCGCUUCCCCUGGGGACAGAAAACUCUUUUGCCAUACCUUUGUUCCUUUGAACACUGAGCCUUGGACAUCAUUUGUCAUAAUUUGCUGUAACCACUGCUGAGUGGCUUGAGGACCACGCCAGGAGGGACCCAGGAGCUGCCCAAAGAGAACCACGUGUGAGCGAGAAUCAGUCAUCCAGGCUGGUGUGGGGCAAGGGUCGGUGUCUGAGGUCCACCGCCCCUGUUCUGGACCACUCCCUGCCAACCGGGGGUUUUUGGGGGGCUAGGCUGGGCACCCUCCAGCAGUGAGGGCGACACCCAGUUGCAAAGGCCUGAAAAGGAGCAGGUGAGUCUCUGCUGUCCGAAUAAAGUCCGCCAUCAGGCCAGCUGUCCGCCUCUUCCUGCCUUUGCCCAGCUCUGCCCAUGGCUCUAGCAGCCUUGGGCCUUCGAUCACCAAGGGCGGGCAUGCCCUCCAGCCUGAAUUUCAGCUACUUGUCCUGUUUCCUUUGGCCUGAAGUCAGACAGACUGAGAUUCAAAUUCCCAAUUCCUCCAUCAUUUUCCAGAGGAGGGACAUAACCCCUCUCUCAUUUCAUCAUCAGUCAAAAGGGAAUGAAAACUGCACCCACUUCCUAGGAUCACCGUGGGGAUUUUGCGAGGUGACGCUCAGAAGAAGAACUCCAGAGAAAGGCCCCCAGGGGGGCAGAAGGCAAUUAGCCUCACUGUGAUCACAGGUGAGGAGGCAGCUCCGAGGCUGCAGGUUCAUUUUGGAGUGGCAGGCAGGCAUUUUCCUCAGGCCGGGGCCAAGGCGUGGGGACAGGCAGGAUGAAAGCAUCGCCCAAAGAGUGAGUGACCCUGUCUUGGUAUUUAGAAUGAGAAACUGUUUUGGGGAGCCAGCUCCCUAUUGUGUGGCCCAGAGAUGGGCAAGGAAUUGCCUGAAAUAACUAGAACACAGGCCACCGGUCUUUCUUGGUUGGGUUUCCUAUGCCUCAGUUUCCCUAUUAGUAAUAAGGGCUACAGUUUAUUUACAGCCGUACUCUGUGCCUAAGCAAUUGAGAUGCAUUAUUGCACUGAUGCCUCCCAAUAACCCAAAGAGAAAGGCAUACUAUUGGUUGCGUUUUACUAAUGAGGCAGGAGGAGUGGAGCUGGGUCUGGAACCGGGGACCUCUCCAAAACCUCCCCUCAACGGCCACUCCAGCGCCUCAGCCUUCCUUGUGCUGCCCACGUCCCAGUCCAGGGCUCCCACUGACGGAGCUGGGAGGCUGGAGGCCUACUGUGGAACCAGGGCCUUUUCCAAGAGAAAACACUUGUCCUGAACUCUUUGAAUUUCUGCAGAAAGAAGAGGGGAUUAGGAUGAGCUUUCCAUAUCUAACCCUUCUUUGCAGCAUAGGCCAUCUUUCCAGACCUGGCAUGUUCCCGUGGCUUCCCAGGGUCCUUCCCCCAGAUCAGUACAAGUCAGCAGUAGCCAGGUUAGGGGGAGAAGGGGCCAACUCACAGACAGCCUUCUCUGCCCAUCUGGGGAGUUCACCUGCUCAAGCCACCUGGUGCUUGAAUGACCCUGGGCCUUUACAGCAUUCAAGAGAUGGGCACUGGGCAUCACAAUUAGCUGGGAAUGAAGUCUGGUCUCCGGAUCUUAGGUCGUGUUUUUGCCACCAACUCAAGAUUAGAAAAAAGUUAUACACUGGCAAUAGAUACCACUUACUGAGUUCUUACCACAGCCCGUAAGGCUCUGCCAACUUCUACCUAGAAACUUCACUCUUCAUCUCAAUAAAUUAUGUUGACCCUCUG
Messenger RNA from Hyaena hyaena (striped hyena), 2843 nucleotides. RefSeq names its product coenzyme Q4 (gene COQ4). The coding region runs from base 253 to 1050 and encodes 265 amino acids. Gene Ontology annotation, cellular component: mitochondrial inner membrane; mitochondrion. Gene Ontology annotation, biological process: ubiquinone biosynthetic process. NCBI's taxonomy places the organism in Eukaryota, Metazoa, Chordata, Mammalia, Carnivora, Hyaenidae. The record is from RefSeq and is a predicted model, not a curated record. The transcript has 7 exons.